Molecule: messenger RNA, 2510 nt
Organism: Capsicum annuum
Lineage: Eukaryota; Viridiplantae; Streptophyta; Magnoliopsida; Solanales; Solanaceae
Product: TBCC domain-containing protein 1
Exons: 9
Coding region: 189-1931 (580 amino acids)
Source: RefSeq, a predicted model, not a curated record
GUAUUACCUAUGUUCCUACGAAACGACCCCUAAUUGCAAAAACGGGUCACUCAUGAUUACCGGUCCGGGUCAAUCUGGAUCAAGCCCGUAAUCAAACCCGACCCGGAUUUGCGCGCAAUUAUUCCUUUCCUCUUCAAUCCCUCACCAUUUCUCAUUUUCCCUCAUUUCAUUACACUCAACAAAAAGCCAUGCCGGACUCCGAAGAGCAACCACCGCAAUCAACGCCGUCCACGGCGGCGCCCACCAACACCACCACAUCGCCACCACCAAUCUACAUCCAUCCCCGCCGUGAACCUUUCGAACACGGCCUCCUCCCUAUCCCUAAACUCAUCUUCACCGACGGAGCUCAAUCUCUCCUUCCAAUUCGCGACAAACUCUUAUCCUUAUCCUCAUCCACUUCGGGAUUAAAGCUGAAUCGAGUUAAUUGUUCAUCGAUUACGGAAUCGCUACAGAUCUCAAAUGAUCAUGCGCGGCUUGUAAUUGAGACAAUUGCGUCGGUUUUACAUGUUGAUUCUGAUCCGUGUGUGAAAGCGAAGGCGAAUGAGAUUGGUGAUGUAGGUGUUAAUGUGUAUGAUUUGAUGCUUUUUUUGUAUAUUCAGAGUUAUAAAAGGUUGCUUCCUAAAGGACAUAAGGAUUCUGCUGCUGUUGCUGAUGUUUGGCCUUCUACUUCUGCAUUUGACGGGUUUUUAUCUGCGCUUACGCCUUUGCAGCUUGUGCGCAGCAAUAGUCGUCGGUCUAUGCCAUCACAGGCUGAUGAAGAGGCUCAUCAGUUAUCCUAUUUACAGAAACACUUGGGGAACAUUCUGUCUCUUUUGGCAGAGUCCGUCGAAGGAGAUGGUGAAGAAUCACUGGUUUUGUCUAUGGAGAAAUUGGAGCAUCUUGGCUUCCUGAUCUUUUUUGGUGAAAAGGGAUCAGAGAAGAUCCCAUUGAGUCAGAAUGCCCCAUUUUUUGCCAAUUCAGAUCCAGAGAUGCCUGCUGUUCCUGUUCCUGCAGCUCACGUACAUGACUGGCUUCUAGAAAAUAUAGCUGCUGCUUUGACACGAAUUACUGAGAGAGCUUCAGCAAAGGAAAAUGGUCCAACCAGUGCCCCUGAUCAGGAUGUGCCAAUGGCUGAUGUCUCUGCAAGUUCAGUUAAGAGUUCACCAAGUCCUAGAGGUCCAAGUUCCAUUGAAGGAAUUUCUAAAUCAUCAUAUGUAAGGCUACCAAAUGAUAUUAAAGGCUCAUCUGUAAAGGUUAUCAAUUGUCAUGAAUCAGUCAUUUAUGUUUUAGCUCCUUUGAAAUAUGCGACAGUAUAUGGAUGCUCUGAUGCAACUAUUGUCCUGGGAGCUGUAGGCAAGGCUGUCAGAAUUGAGCACUGUGAACGUGUACACGUGAUUGCGGCAGCAAAACGUAUUUGUAUUGCCAAUUGUCGUGAAUGCAUAUUCUUCUUGGGAGUAAACCAAACACCGCUUCUUGUUGGUGAUAACCAUAAAUUGCAGGUGGCUCCAUACAAUACCUUUUACUCGCUACUGGAGGCACACCUGAAUCAAGUUGGUAUUGACCCGACCGUCAACAGAUGGGAUGCCCCUGUAGCUCUUGGUGUCGUUGACCCACAUGAUUCACUGUCACAUCCUGCUGGUGUGUCUGAUGUUCAAACUGAAUCUGCUAGUCCUGUGGACCCUGAUCAGUUCACGAACUUCUUGAUUCCAAACUGGUUUGAAGGGCAGCAAUCUGGUCCCACGAAAGAUAAUCCAUUCCCUUUACCAGAUGCUUAUUUGGCAUCUCAACAGAGAAAUCACAAAAGCUUGGAGGAAACUAAGAAUAUUUUGAAGGACACCGAGCUUGACGAGAGCCGGAAGCGCGAAGUAGCAACUGCUCUCCAUGUUUGCUUUAAAGACUGGUUAUAUGCGUCAGGAAAUAUACGACAACUAUACUGUCUUCAAGGCGAAUAGUGUUCUGUGCUAUGUUUCAGCAAGUGUAGUAAGGAUGGUAGUGGUAACUCUCCCCUUCCAUUGUAGAUUUCAGUUUCAUCCCCCACAUUUCCUCCCUGCCAUUUUCGUUGGUGCUGAAAGCAGCUGAGAGUUUGAUGCUAUCGCAACAUUUGCCCGUGCAGCUUACAAACAAGUUACCCUCUUGAACUCUUGUGCAGCUUACAACCAGAAUGCUUCAGGACUUGAGCCGUAUUGCUAUUUAUUCUCGAAACUGAACUGUCUUGUACUAAUAUGGAAGUCGUAAUAUUUAGAUUUCAGUUUCCAUCUUUUCUUUCGUCAGUCUUACUAGGUUCUGAACUUUAGCCGAGAAUUAAACUGUUGUUAUUUAUUUUGUUUUGUUGUUUGGGUUCCUGUAUACAAAUAAGAGAUGCAGAUCACCAUGCUGGGUAAGUUUAGAGAACAGUACUUUGUAGAAUUGGUGACUGGUUUUGCCUUGCAGGUAAAAACUUUGACACGGGCGGAGCUACUAUUCUGUUUACGGAUUCAGCUGAAUCCUGUAGUUCUGAAUCAAAAUUUGUAUUUUGUGUUUUUGUGUUUUAA